Pocillopora meandrina is the source of this 7934-nucleotide messenger RNA. The record is from the annotation of a GenBank genome assembly. NCBI's taxonomy places the organism in Eukaryota, Metazoa, Cnidaria, Anthozoa, Scleractinia, Pocilloporidae.
AUGUUUGAGUGUAUUUUUCAGGAACCUGGUUAUGUCGGAUUUGCAAAUCUCCCCAAUCAAGUCCACCGCAAAUCUGUGAAAAAAGGCUUUGAGUUCACCCUUAUGGUUGUUGGUGAGUUAUUUCUUAUAUCUAGUAGUAGUUGUACUAUAGAAGCCAUUUAAACAAAGUUGGGAAAUUUUUUUGGCAGUUGUCUAUAAAUUUUUAACAUCACCAUUGGUUUUUCUUAACCCAGAUUUACCUUUCUCUCUUAAAGAAAAUUAAUUUUGUUAUGAAGUAAAUGGAACAUUUUUGCAGCAAUGUUAGUGAUAAUUAGUAACACAAUGGCUACUGUAUGAACAUACAUCUGAUUAUUACACUUAAAAUUAUUUGAAUACCUAAAAGUUAUUAUUUGUCAUUUCCUUAUUACAUAUUGUUGUAAGUUGUGUGGCCUGUGAACAGGUUCUCCUCAAAGAGAACAAAAAUUGCCACAGCAUUUGGGAACUUAACCAUACUGAAAGAGAUGCAGUAGUCCUUUCCCAUUUUAGAAGUUCUGCAGUUCAUUUGCUUGCUGCUUCCUCUGGCAAUCUUCCAAGGUUUGCCUUUCCCUCACAUCUAGAAAGGGAAAUCUUGCUCACUCUUUAUGAGAUGGCUGACAGUCAGUUAUGCACUAUAAUCAACAAGAGGGGCAAAAGGAUUCCACUGUGAAAGAGAUAGGGAUUGUAAACCCAGGUUUCACUCCCACUAUCUCAGUUUUAUGAUAUUAGUUCAUAUAAUUUAUUAUUGCAUCAACUAAUGAUCCUUUAAUUCAUUCUUUUUGUUCUUAUUGCUUGCCUACUUCAUCAAUAUACUAUUGAUAUUGCAAAGAGAAAUUCUGCCUUGGUCACUCAUGAGAGUUAGAUGGUUAAAGCUCCCUGUAAAGGAAUCAGAUUGCUGUUGUCUUAAAAAUGUCCAGCAUAAGUUGUCUUGGAAUGGUUUAUCCAAUUGUUGGCAAACUUGCUUGACUCCUGCUAUCUUUGUUACUCCAUUCAGGUGAAUCUGGUUUGGGAAAGUCAACUCUUGUGGAUAGCUUGUUUUUGACAGACUUGUAUGAUGAUACUGCCAUUCCAAGAGUAGUUGGUGAGUUCAUGUAAUUGUUCUAUGCAUCCUUUUGAUAGAAACAUAGAUUAAAAGUUCUAAUACUGUAGUUUCUCUCUUAACAAGAGUAAUCAAUUUAUUUGACUGAAGGAAGACUUUCAUGCAAGAAGGGUGCAUUGCUCUCAAGGCCAUAUAUUUUUUUAAAGUAUUGAACAAAUUAAUUCACUCAUAACAAAACACUAAUUCAGAAGAAAUCAGAGACACAAAGACAUAGAUUUUACACCUUGUCUUAGUUCUUGAAUUGGGGUGUGCUGUGGCAUAACAGAACUGCACCCUGAGAGGCUUGGGUUUGAGACUUGACCAGGUCAUUUUGUUGAUUUCUUGGCACUAUGCCCCUCUUCACCUAGGAGUUAUAAAUGGGUCCAGGUGACACACUCAGCUAUACCUUGUAUACCUCCUUGUUGUUUUUUCCAAAUUUCAAUGUUGUCUGUGAUCUUUUACUGGAAAGACCCACAGCAACAUGGAAUCUAUUUGUUCUAGAUAUAUGAUAAAAAAGCAAAAUGCUGUUGAUGGUGAAGUACGUAUGUAUCUGUCCUCUAAUAGAUCCAUCAUUUGUUAAAUGGAUUAUAAUCUUUUUAUUUGAUGCAUGAAUGUUUUAUUAGCUUAGAGUUCACAGAUCAGCCAGUAAGCAAAGCCAAUGAUUUUUGUUUCAUAGAUCGUAUACAUCAGACAGUUGAAAUUGAAACUAAUACUGUAGAAAUUGAAGAAAAAGGCAUCCGCUUAAGAUUAACAGUGGUUGAUACUCCUGGAUUUGCUGAUGCUGUUGAUAACACUGACUGGUAAGACACUGAUUGACAAAGAGAAAGAUAGAAAUAGCCAUUUUGAAAUUUGAUUUAGCAUCACUCAGACAAACAAGACAAGCCCUUCAGCAAUGUGCUCUGAGGUUUUUCUGCACAGCUCAGCUCAGCUCAACACAACGCAGCUCUCCUAAAUCCCUGAUAAAUUUCCUGUUCCCUAACAAAAAUUAAUUGAAUUUAUAAUUUCAUAUUAAGUAAAACCUUUAACUCCUAUGGAUGUUCAAGACAGAAUUUUCUCCUAAAAAUAUCAAGCAGACAAGUGACAAGAAUAAAGAAAAAUGUAAAUUAGGGGUUAUUAGUUGAUCCAAUACCAAAAGAAUUGUAUGGCAGACAGUUGAGGGGCUGGUAGUGAGAUCUUUGUGGUGAAAGGGUUAAUAUAACUCUGUUCAACUGUUAGUUACAUUUAAGUGUUCUUUUUCCAUAUUAGCUGGCAAGCUGUAACAAAUUAUGUUGAUCAACAAUAUGAAGCAUACUUACAAGAUGAAUCAGGACUCAAUCGCAGACACAUAGUGGACAACAGGGUUCAUUGCUGUCUUUACUUUAUUUGUCCCCAUGGCCAUGGGUUAGUGAUUUAUAAUCAUUUAAUUUAUUUACUGUAAAGGCUCAUUAAUUGUCAAUAAGAUUUACUUCACUGGGUUGCCUGUUUUGACAGGUCAGCAUCACACAAUCAAAAAGAGCCAGGGAUGUGUUAGCUCAGUGAUUUGGAAACUAGAUGAAAUUUUUCUUUUUACACAGUGUUAACUGCCUUUUUUGUAGAAGUAUGUGACAAUGUUUGAGAUCCCAUAUGUUUUAGGGGUUUGGAGAUUCUUAAAGAUGUGAGAAUAAUCUUUUUCAUAUCUUUAAGGAUUACUGGUUCAUGGGGUUGAAAUGCCUGAUUACUAAGUUAUCAAAUGAAUGUAUAAUCCAAUUAAGCAAUUAUCUUUUAAUAAUUAAUUAUCUUUUGAUGUAGGUUAAAACCCAUAGACAUUGCUUUCAUGAAGAUGCUGCAUACCAAAGUAAACAUUGUUCCAGUUAUUGCGAAGGCUGAUUGUUUAACAAAGUUUGAAGUACAGCGACUGAAAAGAAAGGUUAGUGGUAUGAAUCAAUAUGUUUUACUUAAUAAACAGCAUCACACGCACACACACACAGAGUUUGAUUGGUUCUUACCUAAGAUCUGUGGGAGAACAGAUGCAAAGAUGACAUCACCAUGAACAAUUGUUUUGCUUUUAAUUUAUCAUAUAAAACAAAUAGACUCUAUAUUGUUGUCGGUCUGUUCAGUUUGAUGGGCCUUGUGUGCCACUAUUGUGCUCUUACCACAUUUUGAUGUCAUCUGUUAUCUAUUACUUAGCAGAUGCAUGGCAACAUGGAAUCUUAUUGUUAGGUGAUCAGAGAAAGAAAUGGUUUUUUUUUUGUUUUGUUUUGGUUUUUUUUUUUUUUUUUUGAUGUUAAGGUCUCCUUCUACUGACUUAAAAGAGAUGACUUCCCUGUGGAUUGUUACCAAUGAAUGGUAGCCAAGAGAUGAAUUAAGUUUUCUAUUCAAUCUCAAAUUUAGUUUCAAUUAAUUCAUUUCAAUGUUUUAAUUCUGUUAGAUAUUAGAGGAGAUUGAUGACAAUGGUAUUAAAAUUUACACUUUCCCUGAAUGUGAUAGUGAAGAUGAUGAAGAAUUUGUCCAAAUCAACCAAGAACUCAAGGUUAGUGCAAAUAUGUGUUAAUGAUGCACAGUUCCUCCCAAAAACAUAAACAUAACACUGAACUUCAACCAGACGAGGCUUAAGGCCAGGGCCCAGUUGUUCAAAAGGGCAGAUAACACUAUCCAGUGUAUAAGUGUUAACAAAACAAAGUGUGCCAUCCACUGGGUAGAGAUUCAUUUAGUGGAUAGCAUUAUCCACCCUUGGACAAUGGGGGCCAGCUCAUUUAUAACCAGGCCUCAAAUGCAUUGUUUUAAGUAGGCUUUAACCUAUAAUUAAAAAAUAAUUGAGUUUACCAUGCUUAGGCUUUUAAUGAGAGAAUGUAAAAUGUUUAUUCCAUGUAUAGACGAUGUUUCACCAAACUACAAGAAACACUGAAGAAUGAGCGGUGUUUCUAAUACGGUCUUCAAUGCAAAAACGUACAGUGUUUCAGGGACUGAUCUUAUUAAACAGCGAUUCAGAGGGGGCCCAAAAGCGUGCAUUGCGGGGGAAGGGGUAAAGUUCUAAUGCAUUCAACCUUUUACUGCAGGGUAGCAUUCCUUUUGCUGUGAUUGGUAGUAACAACGUAACAGAUGUGAGAGGAAAGCAAGUACGAGUCAGGCAAUAUCCUUGGGGAAUGGCAGAAGGUAAUUAAUUCUAACUAAAGCAGAGGUACUCCUUUUUACCGGGGCCAACUGUGGAGCAUGAAAAUUUGGUAAUAAUAGAGGGAUGGUUGGAUGAACGAGAUAACGUGAAUGGCUGACUCUGAAUUCCAACGGUUCAAAAACUGAAUUAAUAAUAUACAUGAAGAAAUUACGCGCGUCUGAUUGGCUGAUGUUGUUACCUAUACUGAUUGAUUGUAGUAAUAGAUUGCAAAUCCAAGAAGAGAAUGCUUGAAGCGCUGUGUGUUGUAGAAAAACAGAGAGAAUGUUAACCCUUUAACUCCCAGAAGUGACUAAAAUGUAACUUCUUCCUAUAAUUUCCACAUUAUUUUUAGCAAACGGUUAAUGAGAAUACUCAGACUUAUCAGGUAAAAGUUGUCAUCUUGAUCUUUCACCAAAUUCUCGCAACUAAUUGACAAGGAAUUGUGUAGCAGCAAGAGAGGAGAAUUAACAAUCAACGCCUCCUGUUAGUAUUUCUUAUUAACACUGUUAAACUAUUGUUGUCUUAGACAUGGUUUCAUGCUACUCUAGUUUAAAAAUUUAAUCAAUGGAACCGAGAAGUUACAAUUCAUAGACCUAUAUGUGGAUAUAUAGGGCUAUGAAUUGUAACUUCUUGGUUACAUUCAUUAAAUCGUUAAACCAGAGUAGCAUCAAACCAUGUCUGAUUGUCCACUUGGUUGCCUUGUGAACUUUAAUAUAUAUUGUUGUCUUAAUUUGCAGUCGAAAACCCCGAACAUUGUGACUUCAUAAAGCUUAGAAACAUGCUUAUACGGUUAGUCGUUUUUUUUUUCCUGUCGCAUCACACUACUUUAUUGACUUUUCAACAAAACUUCUCAAAACCUUUUUAGCGAAAGUUAAGUGAAUUUUAUAAACGAUGCAGCUCUCGUUGGACAAGUACAAUGUCUGACCGUCUGUGUUUUGAGGUCUUUGUAGGACGCAUAUGCAGGACUUGAAAGAUGUCACACAAGAAGUUCAUUACGAAAAUUACAGAGCAGAAAGACUGUCGAACCAGGGGGAACCUUCCAGUCCACGAAAAACAAUAGAAGGAAUGUAAGUUAACCACCUCCUUCCACCAUAACAUGCGCAGUUCGAUCUCUACCCUCUCCGUCAUUUCUCAGCAAAUGUGGGGUUUACAAUCAAACGGGAGCAACUUUGCGUGGGGGAAGAAGAGGAGAAGAAUUAAGGGAAAUUAUGAAAUGAAACAAAGGAAGGAUGAAAAAGUGGUCGAAUGCAGAACUUAAGAGGGAGAAAAGGCCUAAACUUUUUAAAGGAAGGAUUAAAGUUUUAAAAAGGGCAUUACUUUGAAAGAUUCUUUGCUGAUUUUUUUGGCAAACUUAAGCUGCAUGCUGUGGUUGUUUUCGAAAUAGGAACUUAGAUUCAAGAAUGUAAACGAAGGUUACUAUCAUCCAGUGUGGCGUAAGACUACAUGGUUUAUGGUUCAUCGUUUUACGGAGGGUAUUUACGGGGAAUUUCCAACGGUUGCGUUGUUUCUCGUUUGAAGUCUACAGUGAGAACUGUGGUUGUAUAAAUUUCACCGCGAGAAAGCAAUAGUACCCAUCAGAAAAUAAAGAAGAACUGCACUCCCCGGCGAUGAAAUACAAAUUCCGCUUUCGAGAGCCCUGACCACCACGGGAAAGCCUCGCAUCGUAACGAGUGCGCAAAUCCACUGUUUAACGUGUGAACGCGAGCUGCGUGAGUGAUGUGUGUGAAGUGUGGAGUUGAGCGUGGCAAGGGUGCACCGUGCCAUACUGAGGAAUGAUAUUAGAGUGAGGGAGAUAGGAUACAGAGUGGCCCAUCCUUCUUUCCUUUUAUGAUAUUGCAAUGCACUCAAAAAGCUUACCAUGGACACUGUUUUUCUUUAUUGCAGGAAACGAAAAAGUGGAAAUUUCGAUUUGGAUGACGUGGAUACGGCAGAAAUCUCAGAGAAGGACCGAAUGUUAAGGGAAAAAGAAGCAGAGGUAUUAUAUAUAACUGGAAUCGUAACAGACGUGCUCACCACACUUUUGAAAUAAUGACCGUGACAUCGAUCGGUGUACACCAGUGUGCCUAACUUACGCACAUGUUUUUAUCUAUGGACAAAGCGACCGCACGGGUAUGCCUUGGGGUUCUAGAGUGCUUUUAACCCCCACCCCCACCCCUCCCCAACACAAUCAUACAAUCUUUUGAUUGAUCUUUUUUUUUUUUUUUUUGUAAAACAACCAGGCAUACGCCCUCAUUCGCCAACGCUAAGACCCUCAGUAAGACACCCUUGUGGGAAAAUUCUUCUAGUUCCCCCAUUGUUUGUGAUACAGUUUUGACUUCAAAUGUGUUUCUUGUGUGUGUUUUGAGAUAAGUAAAUGUUUUUUUUUCAGUUGAGGCGAAUGCAAGAGAUGAUAGCUAACAUGCAGAAACAGAUGGCUAAACAAAAAGGAGCUGCACUCGACGAAAAGCUCUGAAUUCGCAAAGAUGUGUCUAGAAUUUCUGUAAAACUUGUAGAAUUUCUGUCACUCUCUGCCGGUUAGUUCUUAUUUAUAGCACUUGUAUACUGUUAUCACACAACGGUGUUGAGUUCUUCAUCUGAGGGCCUCUUCAUAUGAACCCGGUUGACCAGGCUGGCCCGGUUUCCGAGAUCUCGCCUUACCUCUAAAUCCUUUGUAAAAUUUUCUAUGUGUUCAUAUGAGAGGGCGUCCUGGCUCGGUUACCGAGACUUCUGUUUUUCCAACCGGGAUCUCGGUAAGGGGGCUGGAAAAUUUUGCCAUAUGAACACUUCAUCCCGGUUACCGGGAUGAAUUAUUCGCAAUAGCGCAUGCGUUAAAUGGUCGAUGACGAAGCAGCGCACUUUCAUCACACAACAAGGCGGCCCGAAUGGCAUCGUUUUACUUUGCCUGAUGAAUUUUCCAUAUCAUUACCAGCCCGUUUAACUGCAGUGAUACUGCUAAAAGGGUUACCAAAGCCAUGAUAGGCGUAAAAGUAAUAUGUCGGUUGCAUUUCUCCAUCUUUGUUUUGUGUUUCUAAUUUCGCGCCAAAUCUCGUCCCCAGGAUCUUCGGCCUUUUCUCAUCUGGGAAACCGGGCUGAAUUUUCUCAUAUGAACCCAAGACGAAAUUCGUCCUGGUAAGCAGGCCAUUUCGGUCAACCGCGCUCAUAUGAAGAGGCCCUCAGAGUGGUGUUUUCACGUAAGCUUCUCGUGGAGAGUAUUGCGUGAUGGGUUUGGCAACGUGACAAUCAAGUAACGUAAUAUAACAAAAAAGGAUAGUUUUCAAGUCGAUAUAUGACAAUUAACGGAAGUAGAACUAAAGCAUUGGCAGGCGCAUUAAGCGACAUGUCAUUCACAGUGGAGAAUAACAAUUCUUUUUCACGAUUAACUACAGUUAGAAUAAUUUUCUUUGUAAAUUCAAGCCAUAGUAAAUUUUAUAUUACCACCGUUGCGAAAUGUGCAGUGUGUUCGAUAUGUGUUAGGUAUUAUUUUAAUUUGCUUCCUUCAUGUUUGUAACCUACUGUUUUGAAAGUGAUAAUCUAGCUCAACGCUCCAAGACCCACUUCAAACCUUUAGUUUAUACUUCACUCUUUUGUGUAUGUUUAGAGUUUAUCUGGUUUGGAAAGGAGAUCCCUCUGUCUUUCAAAAGACUACAAUCAUUGAUAUGGCUAUUGAAUAUGGCCCACGGAUUUAUGGAUGGCAUUCAUAACGAAAUCUGGAUCAAUAUCAGUAUCUGGGCAACUGCCCACCUACCCCUCCCC